CCUCUAGAGCUAACUAAUGUCGCUAACAUUUUCUCCUAACGGACCACGAUGGUUGAUCUGAAUGAAGCUUUUAGUUCUGAGAGUGUCGUCGGGAAGAAUACCUUCGGAUCAAGUGAUGGGUAAAAGCAAAUUCUCAUUGUUCCCGAGGUCUCAACUUGGUUGUUCUUAGAUAUAAAGUCAAACAAUUCUGGCCAACCAGAACGUAUAAUUUGAGUUACAGGUUAAUGGGUUUCCCUCGAUCCUAUAGUAUAAUAAUAACAUGGGAUCUUAUAUGGUUCAUACAACAUCAAAAAUCGCGUCGCUUGCAAAAUGGGGGAAAGUUACUUGUGCACGUAAACUGUUCGAUGAAAUGCCCCAAAGAGACACGGUCGUCUGGAACACAAUGCUCACUUCUUAUACCCAUCUUGGUCUUUUCCAAGAAGCUCUGUUACUCUUCCACGAAAUGACAGGAAUUAACAGUAUCAAACCUGAUCAUUACUCGUUUACAGCAACUUUGAGUGCAUGUGCUGGAUCAGGUAAGCUGCGUUAUGGACAAAAGAUCCAUGCUUUGAUUCUUUCUGCUGGAUAUUCUUCUUCACUUCCAGUUAACAAUGCCCUAAUUGAUAUGUAUGCCAAAUGUUUGAGCCCUUGUAGUGCACAUGAUGUGUUUGAAGAAAUUGAGAUAAAAAACAAUGUCUCUUGGUGUUCUUUGCUGUUUGCUUAUGUUAACUCCAAUCAAUUUCAAUCUGCCCAAAGUGUUUUUGAUGCAAUGCCAAAUAGGAUAAACAUUGCUUGGAAUACUCUGAUUGCAGGUCAUGCUCGACAUGGCAAUGUCAAUUCUUGUGUUGAUUUGUUCAAGAGGAUGAUGACUGAAUCAUGUGAUGAAAUUCAAGAUCAAUGGACAUUCAGUGCACUCAUGAAUGCUGCUACUGAAUCACACGAAUAUCACAUUGGUUGCAUGUUUCAUGCUAUUGUCAUCAAGAAAGGAUGGGAUUCAGCAGUUGAAGCAAACAACUCGAUUCUUAGUUUCUAUGCACAUUUAAGUAGUCCAGAAGAUGUACUGAAAAUCUUUGAAUCCAUUGACACUCUCACUCAAGUUUCUUGGAAUGCAAUAAUAGACGCGCAAAUGAAAAUAGGAAAUACCCAAAAAGCCCUUAUCACAUUUCACAAUGCUCCUGAAAAAAACGUUAUUUCAUGGACUUCAAUGAUAUCAGGGUAUGUUAGAAACGGAAAUUCUGAAGAAGGAAUACGUUUUUUUGUCAAUAUGAUAAGAUCCAACCUCCUUCCUGAUGAUUUUUCUUUAGGAACAGUUCUCCAUGCUUGUUCUCUCAUCGCAACAUUAGGCCAUGGAAAAAUGAUUCAUAGUCUUGCAAUUCGACAUGGAUUUCACUCUUAUGCUUACGUUGGAAAUGGAUUGGUUAACAUGUAUGCAAAAUGUGGAGAUAUUUUUGGUUCUUUCCAAUCUUUCAAUGAUAUAAUCGAAAAAGAUUUGGUUUCAUGGAACACAAUGUUGAUUUCAUAUGGUCUACAUGGAUGGGGUGAUAAAGCCCUAGAGAUUUAUGACAAAAUGAUAUCAUCUAAUUUGAAACCAGAUAAUGUGACAUUCAUAAGCCUACUAAUGACUUGUAGCCAUUUAGGGUUUGUUGAAAAGGGUCGAGAUUUUUUCCAAUCGAUGAGUGGGGUCCACGGGUUGUGUCCUGAGGUAGAACAUGUGGCAUGUAUGGUGGAUAUGUUGGCUCGAGGAGGGGAGUUGGAAGAAGCAAGAGAGAUGGUGGAAAGUUACAGAAGGAGACAUGGUGAAAUGGGGAAGUCGAGUGAGGGUGUUUUUGGAGCUUGUUAUGCACAUGGUGAGUUGGAGAUGUUGGAAGGUGAAAGUGAGAUGAGUUAUGUGGUGCUUUCGAAUUUGUAUUGUGUAAAGGGGAAGUGGAAAGAAGCUGAAAUGGUUAGGAAAGCUAUGGCUGAUGAAGGGGUGAAGAAGAUGCCUGGUUGUAGUUGGAUUGAAGUUAAAAACAAGGUGGUGGCUUUUGUUGCUGGUGGGAGUUUAUGUGUAGAGAAGGAUGACAUGUCUUCUAUUAUAUACUUGCUUGAAUAUCAAUUGAAGAAUCCAUGGUGAUGGAAGUAAUUAAAGAUGAUGUCGAGUUUUGAGAUCUUUUUUAUCUCCGAGUUUAAGUUAAAGAUCAAGAUGGAAAUAUAAACCUCAAGAGAAGUAGAAACUAAGAAAGACACACAUAUGAUGACUAUUGAGUGUAUUACAUGAGAAAAUCAAAUUCUAUAGGAGAAUAUCAAGCAAUUAGCAAGCUUGUGGAUUUGUGUAAAGAUUGAUCUUCAAAACGGUCUGAUGAUGGAAACAUUUAUAUGUGUACAUUUAUAAUAUGUUUGUCUAAGAACAUUUUCCAUAACAUUAUUUUAAAAAGUAAAUAGAAGUAAUUUUGCUCA
Molecule: messenger RNA, 2415 nt
Organism: Lactuca sativa (garden lettuce)
Lineage: Eukaryota; Viridiplantae; Streptophyta; Magnoliopsida; Asterales; Asteraceae
Product: Tetratricopeptide repeat (TPR)-like superfamily protein
Biological process (GO): RNA modification
Molecular function (GO): protein binding; RNA binding
Source: RefSeq, a predicted model, not a curated record